Molecule: messenger RNA, 1184 nt
Organism: Protobothrops mucrosquamatus (brown spotted pit viper)
Lineage: Eukaryota; Metazoa; Chordata; Lepidosauria; Squamata; Viperidae
Gene: ZDHHC20
Product: zinc finger DHHC-type containing 20
Exons: 13
Coding region: 18-1106 (362 amino acids)
Biological process (GO): protein targeting to membrane; peptidyl-L-cysteine S-palmitoylation; synaptic vesicle maturation
Cellular component (GO): Golgi apparatus; endoplasmic reticulum
Molecular function (GO): protein-cysteine S-palmitoyltransferase activity
Source: RefSeq, a predicted model, not a curated record
GCUCAGCGACGGGGAAGAUGGCGCCGUCGCACGUCCUCAAGUGCUGCCAGAGAGUGCUGGCUUGGGUGCCCGUGGUCUUCAUCGCCCUGGUCGUGGCCUGGUCCUAUUACGCCUACGUGGUGGAGCUGUGUGUGUUUACAAUUACCUCAGUUGGAGAAAAAGUUGUCUACCUUGUGAUUUUUCAUCUGUCAUUUGUUAUGUUUGCGUGGUCCUAUUGGAAGACUAUUUUUACAUCUCCUGCCUCCCCUUCCAAUGAGUUUUCUUUAUCAAAAAGUGAUAAGGAGCAAUAUGAAAAAGAAGAGAGACCAGAAUCUCAGCAGGAAAUUCUAAGAAGAGCUGCUAAAGAUCUGCCUGUCUAUACUACAACAACAUCAAGAGCUAUUAGAUACUGCGAUAGAUGCCAGCUGAUCAAACCUGAUCGAUGUCAUCAUUGUUCUGCAUGUGACCUAUGUAUACUGAAAAUGGAUCAUCAUUGUCCUUGGGUGAAUAACUGCGUGGGAUUUUCCAACUACAAGUUUUUUCUCCUCUUUUUAUUUUAUUCCCUCCUGUAUUGUCUAUUUGUUGCUGCUACGGUUCUUCAGUAUUUCAUAAAGUUUUGGACAAACGAACUACCAGACACCCGUGCAAAAUUCCAUGUUCUUUUCCUUUUCUUUGUGGCUGCUAUGUUCUUCAUCAGCAUACUGUCAUUGUUUAGUUACCACUGCUGGCUAGUUGGUAAAAACAGAUCAACAAUUGAAGCUUUCCGGGCACCAAUGUUUCGAAAUGGGCCUGACAAAAAUGGCUUCUCUCUUGGAUGUCAAAAAAACCUAAGAGAGGUUUUUGGAGAUGAAAAAAAAUACUGGCUGCUCCCUAUUUUUACAAGCUUAGGAGAUGGUUGCAACUUUCCAACACGCCUGGUGAUUAUGGAUCCUGAGCAGCUCGCUGUCUCAAGCCAAAAUGAAACUGUUAAAAGCUCUUCUACUAGUCAGCCAUUUCCUACUAGGCCACUCAGUGAGUCUCAAAAUCGAUUGCUCGCCGGUGAUAACCAGUGGGUAGAGGUCAGUUCAGAAGAUGAAGCUGUUAAAUCAGGUGUAAAAAAACAUAUUAUAGUUUCAUUGGAGAGUUGAUCUUAUCUCAGUAUCCAUUUCUUUCAGAGAAGGAGAAAUGAUUUCUACAAUACAUUUGUGCUUGGAUGUUAUUUUUUU